ACACGGGCAGGACUGCGGUAGUAAACAGGUCUAAUCUUGGCAGGAGCUGCGGUGCUGUAAAUAACGCUGGAAGCACUCCUCGCUCAAGCAACCGCCUCCCCAGAAACUCAGAACUACUGGAGAUAACAGCGUGAAGACAGUGUGGAGAAGGUGUGAGGAAGAAGAGCACGAAGAGGAAGAGAAAGAGGAGGGGAGCAGAAGUGGUGGAGGCUCAGAGUCAGACUCAGACAGCCGGCAGGACCAUGGCUCUGGUCAGGAUCGGACUUCAGCUCCAGCUCCUGCUCUACUCCGUCUCAGGCUUCUUGACUACUGAGCUCCAUAACCAGAUCCCGCUCCCUACAGUGCUGGCUCCAGUAGAGGUCCUGAAUAGAUUUGACCCCUGUUGCCUCCAGAGUCCCCCGCCGCCACCCCUGUUCCCACCCCCACCCAGUGCCAGGAGAAGAGCUCGGGUGUUUCCAGAAUAUGUGGAGAGAAAAAGAGGGAGAGAAGAAGAUAAGGACGAUGUGAUACAGCAAUGUCUCGCUGGACCUCCUGGACCUCCUGGACCUCCUGGACCGCCGGGCCAGAGCGGCAGUCCAGGAGUGCAGGGUCCCAAGGGAGAUAAGGGGGACCUCGGCCGGCCAGGCUCAAAGGGUCACCCCGGGCGGCCUGGUCUUCCUGGGAGGCCAGGGUCUGCAGGAUGGCCUGGGCCCCAGGGACCAAAAGGGGAGAAGGGGGAACCCAACCUGACAGGAAGUCCUGGGAUGAGUGGACCGGUGGGACCCAAGGGUCUGCGGGGAUUUAAAGGAGAGAAGGGUUCACACGGGUACCCAGGAGCUCCAGGUCCAAAGGGAGACAAGGGUGUAAGCGGACACGUUGGCAUGCUGGGACCGAAGGGUGAAAUGGGACUGAAGGGAGAGGCUGGUCCGACUGGGGCGCGAGGUUCUGCAGGACGGUCCGGGAAAAGAGGGAAGCAGGGAUCUAAGGGAGAGACUGGACAAGUCGGACCAAUGGGACCCCCUGGCCCUCCGGGACCCAACGGACAGCCAGGACCACCAGGAGUUCCUGCCUCAGUGCUGUAUGUGGGGGGAGAGAAGGGGGACACGGGGGUGCCAGGUCCCCCUGGACAGUGUGACUGCAGCUCGUUUGACUCCAAUGGUGCUGGGAGCGCAUCACUGCAGCGCAGAGACAAGUUCACCAAGGUUUCAGCAAUCUUUGUGGUGAACGCUGACAAGGAACUCGGUGACCUGGACACAGAUAACACGCUCGCUUUCUCCAAACAGCAGAGGGCGCUGUACUUUAGAGACACGGACGGAUGGCAGCCGAUUCAGCUGCUCCCACUGGCCGAGACGCACAGGAAGAAGAGAGCACUGUGGAGGUGUGGGGACGGAGAGGUGCAGCCACUAAACGGAGAGGAGUGUGAUGACGGAAACAGAGUGGUGACAGAUGGAUGUGUGGGCUGUAGAAGGGCUUACUGCGGAGACGGGUUCCGCCACAUCGGCACUGAGGAGUGUGACGGAAAGGACUUCGGCUAUCACACAUGCAAGACUUACCUGCCAGGGACAUACGGACAGCUCAGAUGCACCGAGUCCUGCAUCAUCGACUCCACCGGCUGCAAACCCGUCACCUGAGCUUCUGACACACACCUGCAUGCACGAGUGCACGUACGGGUCGUCCUGCAGGUCUGAAAGUGUCGAGCUCUCGGCAUCAUGACACAGGAUCAGUGUGGAGAGAGGGUUAAUAAAGGUCAUGACUCUAUUUAUUACAUUUAAUAUUAUUUAUUAAUGUCCUUAUUUCAUUUAGGAGCGUUAGGAGUGUGUGUGUGUGUGUGUAUAUAUAUUUGCGUGUGUGUAUGCAUGUGUAGAUGAACACAGCAGAAUGUUACACUUUUGCACUCACACUGUUCCUCAGAUGAGGAUUAGCUGAAACGUGUAACAGGAGAAAAUGUGUGACGCUGAUAUUGAUGUCAUGAAAAGCUUCAUGUGCAUAGAUUCCAUUUCUAAUAAAAUGUAGUAAAGUGCAGACUUGGAUAUAAGAGUCCAGAAUUACAUCAUCAAAUAAAUAAUUCUCAUUUAAAAAUAGGAAAAAACAUCCUUGAUCCUUGAUGUGUGAAUUUUGACCACUGAUUAAGAUUAAAUAAAUUUUUACCACUGCAUGUAUUUUAUUUGCCAUGACUGCUCUGUGUGUGUGUGUGUGUGUGUGUGCUAAGAAAUAGUCCACCUGUAUUCUUUACGUGUCUAUUGUUUUUAUUAAAUUGCGAGUACAAUAAAAUAUGAUUCAGUAUAUUUAGUUAAAUAUUAUUUAUUUCAUUAGGACUCAGAAUUGUGAAACUUCUCUCGGGGUCCAGGAGGUGGCACAGUUUCUCAGAGUGUCUCGCAUGAAUGUGUUUAUACAGUACAGGACAU
Molecule: messenger RNA, 2384 nt
Organism: Clarias gariepinus (North African catfish)
Lineage: Eukaryota; Metazoa; Chordata; Actinopteri; Siluriformes; Clariidae
Product: acetylcholinesterase collagenic tail peptide
Exons: 17
Coding region: 243-1610 (455 amino acids)
Molecular function (GO): heparin binding
Source: RefSeq, a predicted model, not a curated record